Mercenaria mercenaria is the source of this 1316-nucleotide messenger RNA. RefSeq lists its product as uncharacterized. Lineage: Eukaryota; Metazoa; Mollusca; Bivalvia; Venerida; Veneridae. The transcript has 5 exons. The coding region runs from base 184 to 789 and encodes 201 amino acids. The record is from RefSeq and is a predicted model, not a curated record.
UAUUAUUGUAUAACUUUUGUAGACAAAUUAUACAUGUAUAUACGUUAUUUGUAAACCUGCACUAGGUUUCUCCAUUUCUUUUCUAAGUUUACAGCAAUGUUUUCCUGAAAUAUAGCUGUUGUACAAGUAUCUGAUCAGAGUUUUUAGGAAGAUGUUGUGCGGAAGUAUACUUUCCCUAUCUAAAUGCUCCUUAACUUAUUUGAAGGAAACGAGUUAAUACGAGAAUAUUUUUUCGCCGGGUACACUUACAGCGAGAUUAUAACAAUUUUGAAUCGACGUCAUGGCACUACGAUCAGCCUCAGACAGCUUAGCAGGCGCCUAAGGUUGCUUGGUCUUAGAAGACACAAUAUGCCAGGAAAUGAAGGCACAGUUAUUGAAGUUAUCCGUCGUGAAAUUGAGGGAAGCGGCUCCUCACUCGGAUACAGAGCUAUGACUCGACGUCUGCUGUCUUCGCACGGCAUAGUUGCUUCAAGACAAACGGUGGCUGCAGUUCAAAGAGAACUUGAUCCAGAAGGUGUCCGACUUCGGCAACAUCGCCAGUUCACACGUAGAAUCUACAUCAAUAAAGGACCCAAUUACUUGGUGCAUAUCGAUGGAUACGAUAAGCUGAAGCCGUACGGUUUUCCCAUCCACGGGGCAAUAUGUGGAUUUUCUAGAAAAAUACUUUGGCUGAAAGUUGCCAGAUCUAACAACGAUCCAAAAGUUGUAGCGACCUUCUUUCUGGAGUAUUUAAAUGCUAUAAAUGGUGAGAUACAAGUCAUGAAGUACUCGUACUACGGUACAGUUUAGCCUAAAGUGCCGGCCGAUCAACCCGUACGUUGUGGGUUCGAAUCUUACCAGGUGGCUACCUCGCCUCAUAAUAAUAUAACAGUACAUAUACUGUUUAAGCAGGAAGCGCACUGGAAAGUGACUCUAUAAGCCACAAGCUUUCUUCACAAUCGAGCUAUAAACAUUUGGCUGGCAGACUUACUUAGAAUGUCUGUCUUAGUCUUUUGCUGUAGUUGAUUAAAGUUUGUUCUCUAAUUCAGUUUCAAUAAUGUUAGGUUAUACCUGUAUUACCUUUAUUUUACAAUACACAAGAUGACUACUUUUAAGACACACCUUGUCGCAAAAGCAAUGUUUCUAAAUUUUUUAUUUCCGGCGAGAACCGUUCCCAAAAACAAGUAUUAAAGUUUCAGUUAAUUCUAAAUCUAUUUUUCACUACAGCGUAUAGAGCGUUGGUGGCUGUCAAACAGACAAGGUGGAUGUCAGUACUGGAUAGAUCUCUUUAAAGAUAUGGAAAACGCUGGACUUCUCUCAACAAGUGACGAACUACA